AUGGCCAGACCAACGCGUUUCGCGGCCAACAACGAGCCGAUGCACAUAUUCCAAGACAACUUCGACUUCUUCGAGCAGCCCGCUCCCUCGAUAAGCCGAGCUCCCAUGCCGUCCGUCGGCAGACAACCACCCUCCGGGAGGCCACUUCAGGAUUCAAAUAGGAACGUCGUCUUGAAUCCCCCGAAUGGACACGGAAAGCAGCACUCUCCCUUCAAGGCGACGGGGCGCGCCACUGCCUCUCCAUUGACCCCUCUGCGGUCGUCACAUGGAAACAUGUCACAUGGGAAUAGUUACAAUUUGAACCCGGUCUCGAUAUUACCUCCUACCUCGAAUGGACAAAGUACCGACUCGAUGCUGAAGAGGCAACCGUCCAUGUCGAGGUUCAAGACUGUGGUUCAGAAACCGAAUAUCAUGGAUAUGCAGGCGAGCUUCGAGAAGGAGAAUUUUCACCCGACCUACUUGGCGCAGCCGGCCUUCAGUCUGAACGUCGACGGAUUCUAUCCGCAGAAGACACCGGGCAAACGCGCAUUACUCGAAGCUGCCCCCAUCAAGGAUUCCAGACCGCCGAAGAGGGUAAGGACCGAAGAGCCGUGCCUGCCGUUACCGAGCUCGUUUCCCCUUAUUGUUGAUGAUGGAACGAAGCCCGGCCACAGUUACGCACAACUGAUAGGGAUGGCAAUUCUGCGCGCGCCCAAUAGGCGUCUGACUCUGUCACAGAUCUACAAGUGGAUCUCUGAUACCUACUCAUUUUACAGUGCGCAUGAUGCGGGCUGGCAGAACAGUAUCAGACAUAACCUGAGUCUCAACAAGGCCUUUAUAAAACAGGAGCGCCCGAAGGAUGACCCGGGCAAGGGAAACUACUGGGCUAUCGAGACGGGCAUGGAGCAGCAGUUCAUGAAGGAAAAGCCGUCCAGAAAGUCUGCGGCGGCCACUGAGAACAUGCAGAUCAUGUCGAUGGGGCCUCGUCUCGAUUUUGCCCAUCUGGAGCCUACCACAUUCCACGACGGCCUUCCUCCUUCACUCCCACCGGUACUCUGCGCUCAAACAAGCUCCUACCAACAACCGGGGCCGCCACAGGCACCCGCCCAUUCGGCACCUGAAGUUUCAUCUGAUGCCACAAUCCCACUAUCGGACAACGUUGGCCCAGAGGAGCAGGAGGAAGCUUCCCAGGAGCAGAACGUGCCCCUGGAGACGCCCCUGGAGACGAGCUUGUACUCUCCACCUGCGGCGAUGCAAUCCUCACCCCCGAUUCCACGUCACCUCGAACAUCGAAGCAAUACACCGCCUCCCAUUAUGAGAGAAGCACAGUCAUCAGCCUCCCACAAGCCUUCCCACAAGCGCAAACACGCUUCUAUGGAUGCCCCGAACUCAAUCGACGAUAGCGGAUACAUAUCAUCGUUGGAAUCUUCCGCCAUGCGUCCCAACCAAGUCAGUCGUGUUCAAAGUUCAGAGACUGACCGUCCACGGGGCAAAAAGCGAGGGCGAGCUGAGGAGGAGAUCGCCCGGCUCCGAGCAUCCUCAUGUGACAGUCCUACCAAGAGUCGGUCCUACGGAUUCGUUCCGCCGUCUUCAUCUCCUAUCCGGCAGCCUACGGAUGGUCAAAUGCUACCUCCCCUGACGCCGGGUGUUAAAGACAAGCCUACCCAAAAGAUUCCUCCAUCUGUCUCGCCCAACACGAAUCUGCAGAUACAUCGCGACAAUGUCCGACAGCUGCUAAACUCGCCUCUCCGUCGUGUUAGUAACAUAUCGGACGAGGUUACUAUGCCAUGGAGCCCGGCGUUCAACAUGGACGAAGAGACAUUCAUCGGUGGGCUCGACUUCCGUAAUACAGACAUCGAUUUCAGCAUCUACACAGACGAGUCUAUCGAUAACUUCCAUACCGCGUCCUAUGGUUCACCCGUCAAGCGUUCAGCCAAGAGACCGCGCCUGGAUCGCACUCAAUCCGCGAGUGCUCUUGGUGACACCACAGGCACAUCGUCCAACAGAGCACUUAUGUCGACUCCUUACUUGAAAGCUCCCACUCCACGGCAAGACCUUGGUUUCGAGUCACCCAGCAAGGUGUUCGAGGGUAUGUCGUCUCCUCUCAAGCGUUACUUUCAAUCGCCUUCUGUCCGCGCCCAGCCUCAACCGCCGAUUGCCGCUAGAGAUGAGUGGAACAACUUUGAGAAUCUCAAUGAGCACACAUUGUUCGAGGACGAAGUUGAAUUGGAUAUAGACAUUUUCCAGGGCUUCGCGAAGAUCAGCGGUAGCGAGAACGCCAGCGGCCCUGCCAAGCCACCGCCACCGAGACCUUCUUUUGGCCGCAGCUACACGUCGACCCUCUAG
Anthostomella pinea is the source of this 2325-nucleotide messenger RNA. The record is from the annotation of a GenBank genome assembly. NCBI's taxonomy places the organism in Eukaryota, Fungi, Ascomycota, Sordariomycetes, Xylariales, Xylariaceae.